Molecule: messenger RNA, 1941 nt
Organism: Exophiala dermatitidis NIH/UT8656
Lineage: Eukaryota; Fungi; Ascomycota; Eurotiomycetes; Chaetothyriales; Herpotrichiellaceae
Product: NADH dehydrogenase (ubiquinone) Fe-S protein 4
Exons: 2
Coding region: 305-997 (230 amino acids)
Biological process (GO): electron transport chain
Source: RefSeq, a predicted model, not a curated record
CCGGAGCGAGGCCUCCCCAAUCAGCCGCACGUACCAGGCUUAUCGACGGACAGUUUACUGAGUAGCAUUGGAAGGUGGACUUUAUCAACAUCAGCAGGACUGGAGGCACUGGCAGUGCUGCUCCCAAGUACCAAUCCCCCAACCAACCAGAGCCUUCCUAAUUGAGUCGUUGAAGCCAAACCCAAAAUGGAAGCUUAGUCUUGGCAAAGUCGAGAUGCGAGCCGGAGUCCGCUGCCGUCAGAGAGGGACAUAGGAACCUCUGAGCUCGAGCAGUUGUUCAACUUCCACCAGCAGCGCCGUAACAAUGUCGUUCUUGCGGUCACCGAGCUCCCGGCAGCUCUCAAGAGCCUGUUUCCAGGCCCCUAAAUCAACCUCAGCCAGAUGGCUGUCUCAAACGCCGCAGCGACGAGUAACCGACCCGGACCCAAGAGCGAUUCCAGAUGCCUUAGCCAUGCAAGCAACGGAAGACCAAGCUUCCCUCGUUGAGAUCGAUCAUCCUCCCGAGACCACUCUAGAGACGUACCAUCCUCAUCACCAACCUAAUUAUAACGCCCCAGUUGACCACGGCACAUCGCUGGUCUCGCCUGUGCCGAGACGUGUGAUGGACGGUAGCGAACCCGGGAAGACUACUCCGGCAGCGGUUUUGUCGGGCGCUCCCAUUGACCUACAGGCACGAACUGUCAGAAUCUACAAGCAAGCCAAGCCCGCUACGCAGUCAGGGACAUGGGGAUCGCAUGCCUGGCGCAUGGAUUGGGAUAUCCUGUCCAAGGGCCACCGCUGGGAAAACCCCCUUAUGGGCUGGCAAUCUUCGGCCGAUUUCAUGCAAGGGACCAAGAUUGGCUUCAAGUCGAAGGAAGACGCUGUCGCAUUCGCCGAAAAGCAAGGCUAUGAGUGGUAUGUCCAGGAACCACAGGAGCGGCGAUUCGUGCCAAAGGCAUAUGCAAACAACUUCCUCCACGAGCCGGGUCCAAAGUUGAAGCAUAUCAAAACGAAAUAGGACAGUGAAACAAGCAUAUACAUGAGUGCGAUUAAACAGCGGCCUGUGGGUGAAGCCAUCUGAUCUUACGCAUGGUGCACUCCGCGUGCUGAAGCAAAUUCAUGCGGAAAAGAGAGACAACCUUGCAGAAGGCAAUGAGUGAUUCAAUUGGCGUUGAGCAUCGUUUUUUCGGAGCCGUUUGGCCGUUGUAUAUAACACCCGGCUUGCGGACACCCACAGAAAUGAAAGAGACCAUUUCAAACGAUUGGCUUGGUUAAAUCCUGUCCAUGGUCGUCGUCUGACUUGCAUGUUCUGGCCCUUGAGCCGCCUAUGGAUGAUGCUCAUUAACACUGUUCUAGUCAUGCACACCGCAAGCGAAUGUUCGACAAUGUCGGCUUAUGAAGAGCGUUGAUUCCCACGAGAAGAAAAGGGUUUGACGUCGCGAUUAUCAACCAUACCAUCAAUAACCAUGAGAAUUUCCCCUGAAAGAUCCCUUGCCCGCAUUGACCAUGCAACAGGCAUGGAGGUCUUAUAAGACAUCGUCCAAACUUCUCGCGUUCGGGGGCCACGCGAAAUGAAUGUCCCCAUCAAUUCACAGAUUGAACCAUGAUCCGCGUUGCGAAGCGAAGGCUGUCGACCCAACCACCUGAGCCCUUCAAACCCGGAAAUCAUCCCCGAAAGAUCUUGGUCCGAUCAUCGCCCCGUUUCGACACUUCCCUUUCCUUGCCCAGUUGUCCCAGUGCCGAUUUUAGUAAUUGUGUUUCGCAGCUUGUUUGUUAACAUCAGCCUGUCGAUUAUGGCUCGUCUCGUGCACUUUAUCCUUGACAGCGUCGCCAGCGGCUCUCAGGCGCGUAGAGGUUCGCACAUUGGGAUCUUUGGCAAUCCUGUAUGUAUGUGAAACAAAUCAGAUCAACUUUUGCUCUCGGUCGGAUUUUGAUACAGACGCCCAUAACAGUGAUGACCGA